AUAGUUUUCAUCACCCGUCUUAUUUAUAAUCCUCGCUUUGACACCUCGCGAUGAAAUUAUUGCAGCCAUUUUGGACGCGUUUUGAGUUUUCCCGCCAUUACACCAAUUAGUUGAGUGAGAUGUCCGCCGGCGGGUGGACGCUUUACGGUUUUUAUGUGACUGUUUGUUAUUUUUUUUGUUUCUGUGCAAGUUUUAAAGUGUUAAUGUUUCCAAAUGUGCAGUGGUAUCGUAUCUUCGAGCGGAUGUCCUCGCGGCGGGUUCGCUCUGUCGCAGUCCCUGGUGGAGCGGCUCGGUCGGGACCACGAGCAGUUGCCAGUGCUGCCGCCUUUGCAUCAUCCCAUCAGAGAUAACUCAGUAUGCGCGCGCAGUACGUAUUCGCCACUGCAGGCGCUCAGCGAAAGCACGUGCCGAGACCCCGGCGUGUCCGCGCCGCCGCCGCAGCCGCCGCCUAGAGUACAGGCGUCGAACCAAAACGUGACAGUGCACCCGGCAGUAGCGCGCUGCACGGCCACCCUCGAGCUGGCAGCUCUCUGGCGCAGCUUCCACGAGCUGGGCACCGAGAUGAUCGUAACGAAGGCGGGGCGCCGCAUGUUCCCGGCCCUGCAGGCUCGCCUCGCGGGGCUGCUGCCCAAUGCUGACUAUCUGCUGCUCAUCGACUUCGUGCCGUUGGAUGAUAAGAGAUACCGAUAUGCUUUCCACAGCUCAAGUUGGGUGGUGGCGGGUAAAGCGGACCCGGUGUCGCCGCCGCGCAUCCACGUGCACCCGGACUCGCCCGCGCCCGGCUCCAACUGGAUGCGCCAGCUCGUCUCCUUCGACAAACUCAAGCUCACCAACAACCAACUUGAUGAUAAUGGACACAUAAUCCUGAACUCGAUGCACCGCUACCAGCCGCGGCUGCACGUGGUGUACCUGCCGGGCGAGGGGCAGGCGGCGGCGCCCGGCACCGUGCCCUACCGCACCUUCGUGUUCCCGGAGACCGGCUUCACCGCUGUCACCGCUUACCAGAACCAUAGGAUAACGCAAUUGAAAAUAGCGAGCAAUCCCUUUGCGAAAGGAUUCAGAGACUGCGACCCCGAUGAUUGUCCCCCCGAACAGAGUCAGCGCGGCGGCGGCGGCGGCGCGCGGCGGCGCGAGUCGGCGGUGGCCGAGACGUGCCCGCAGCUGGCGCAGCCGUACGCCGCCGAGCCCAGCGCCUGCGGCCCGCUCUACCCGCCGCACGCGCAUCCCGUGCGUUACCAACCGCACGCAGGCCACAACAGCGCCUACAGUGCUUACUACGCUCACAGAUAGCUGGCCACGUACCACGAGCGAUAGUGUAGUGAAUGUAAAGACAACGCCCGCUGACGACCGCGACCCGACAGAGUGAGCGACCGCGUCGCUGGAACGCGCACCAUCUGUCAAUUUUACCGCCUGAAGGGGAAUUUGAAAACAGAACUCGUUUUGAGGCACUGGGGAUGUUCUUAAAUCUAUGUUGGGUUCUAAAGCUCUUCUAAAUUCAAAAAUGUUUCGUUGGAAAUAAAAAUUGUCUCUGUUUUAUAACGUUUCGGAUCGUUUGUGAUUUUGAAAGUAAGGUUCGUAUUUUGAUGAAUUUGAUGUAAAAUUAUUGUAUAAAUAAAUUAUGAAAUUGAUUAGUAGGUAUGUAACUUUGGUAGUGUAGGACAAAAUUUUAAAAAUGGUUUUGAUAUAUUUUUUGGCGUUAUUUUAAAGAAUGUUGGUAGCGGUUAUUUGCCAGAUGGUGCUAAGGCAUUGUAAAAAGUUGGUUGAAAUCGAAAUAAAAUUUAUAUUUUAUAUUGUAAUACACACCUAAUGUACUAUUAUAAUUUGGUGAAAUGAGAGAAAUAUAUCAUAGUGAAAUGUAAAAGUUACCUUGUAAUGUAACCAAAGGAAAAGUUUUAAAUAAGUAGUACCGAAGAAUGAGCCAAAUAUCUUACCUGUAUCAAUUUUACUAUAUAACCAUUUGUAUAAUCUCAAAUAUUGCAUAUUAUUGGUAAUGCACUGUCUACGCCUACGCAAUAAAUGUGCCUUUUCUGUGACAUUAUAUCGAAUUAUAAACAUAUUGAAAACUAUUCAUUGUUACCAAAUAUAAUGUAUUUAUUAAUAUAGCCUAAUAUAAUUUUAGUGAUUACCAAAAACUAGCGCAUUCUUCUUCAUUUUAUUAGAAAAUGAAGAGAUAUGAAAGCACCAGUGAAAACGCCAAGUGCCAAAAAAAACCCAAAGGUUUAUAAACUAGCUAAUGUUAAGAUAGAUUAAGAUUUAGUAAAUAUGUUUGGAUAUUUAUUUAAAUCUAUUAAAGUUGACGCAAGUCGA
Helicoverpa zea (corn earworm) is the source of this 2307-nucleotide messenger RNA. RefSeq names its product T-box transcription factor TBX1-like. The record is from RefSeq and is a predicted model, not a curated record. The transcript has 9 exons. Gene Ontology annotation, molecular function: RNA polymerase II cis-regulatory region sequence-specific DNA binding; DNA-binding transcription factor activity, RNA polymerase II-specific. Gene Ontology annotation, biological process: positive regulation of DNA-templated transcription; cell fate specification; regulation of transcription by RNA polymerase II. The coding region runs from base 214 to 1290 and encodes 358 amino acids. NCBI's taxonomy places the organism in Eukaryota, Metazoa, Arthropoda, Insecta, Lepidoptera, Noctuidae. Gene Ontology annotation, cellular component: nucleus.